This is a messenger RNA of Erinaceus europaeus (western European hedgehog), 2269 nucleotides long. RefSeq names its product uroplakin 3B (gene UPK3B). The transcript is spliced from 6 exons. The coding region runs from base 535 to 1377 and encodes 280 amino acids. The record is from RefSeq and is a predicted model, not a curated record. Lineage: Eukaryota; Metazoa; Chordata; Mammalia; Eulipotyphla; Erinaceidae.
AGUUAGGGUCAGGCUUGUCAGCUGUAGGGACAGUCCUCUCUGCCUGUGUUCUUCCUGAGGGGACAGAGGGAGGGCUGGACCUGGAGGUGACAGAAACACUAAGGCAUUGGGGGUGGGGGCUGUGGCCCGCAUGGAGUCAGACCACUUGGGGCUGGAGCCCAGAGACUCCCUGGGUGGGAAUAGGGCAGGAGGCUCCUGGCACCCCAGGAGCAGGAAUGUCAAACACGCAGCCCCCAGUCAGAAGGCCCGGGAGACUGGGUGGGGCCUGACUCAGCCUUGGGGAGGCCCUGGAAGUCUGAGGUUCUGGCCUUUCCUCUCUCCCUGACCCUGGCAGGGGAAACCUGGGCCAGAGCCCUCCCUGAGGCAAGCUGGGCUGGGUCAGGGGGUUCAAGCUGCAGGAGAAGGAGGUGUAUUUCUACUUACAGGUUUUUCUAGCCCUGGGCCUGACCAGAAGGGUUGAGGAACCAGCUCUUCCAGGCCAGAGGUGCCGGUGAGGGGGUGGCCCUAAGAAGUGGCCAGGGAAGAGAGGCCGCCAUGGGACUCCCCCAGCAGCCACUAGGCUCGUGGCUACUGCUCCUGACAGUGCUGGCUUGGCCCUGGCUCGGCCUUGGCCUGGAGUUGGUGGCCUACACACCGCAGAUCACAGCAUGGGACCUAGAAGGCAAGGUCACAGCCACUACAUUCUCCCUAGAGCAGCCACGCUGCGUCCUGGACGGCCAUGCCCGGGCCAACGACACCAUCUGGCUGGUGGUGGCCUUCAGCAAUGCAUCCACCGGCUUCCGGAACCCACAGAGCCUGGCUGACAUCCCGGCCUCUCCACGGCUGCUGACCCAUGGCCACUACAUGACACUGCCCCUGGCCCUGGCCCAGCUGCCCUGCGAAGACCCUGUGGAGAGGAACGGGGGCGUCCCUGUGCUCCGCGUGGGCAAUGACCCUGGCUGUCUGGCUGAUCUCUGGCAGCUGCGUCAUUACUGCAAUGCCCCCCUCCCAGGACCUGGGCCCUACAGGGUGAAGUUCCUUCUGAUGGAUGCCAAGGGCACCCCGCAGGCUGAGACCAGGUGGUCUGACCCCAUCACUCUCCACCGUGGACAGACCCCCAGCUCCGUGGACACCUGGCCGGGGUGGCGCAGUGGGGACAUGAUUGUCAUCACCUCCAUCCUGCCUGUGCUCGCCGGCCUCCUGCUGCUGGCCUUCCUGCUGUCUGCCUCCACACGCUUCUCCAACCUGUGGUGGCCUGAGGAGGCCCCGGGGCAGCUACGCAUUGGUUCCUUCAUGGGGAGACGCUACCUGACACACCACAUCCCGCCCAGCGAGGCCGCCACCCUGCCUGUGGGCUGCGAGCCCAGCCUGGACCCACUGCCCAGCCUCAACCCCUAGGCCCUCCCUUCUCUGCACCCCAAGCGCCCCCUCCUCACCCAGCACAAGCCCACCCACCCCUGGCACUCCCAGCUCUGCCUGCCUCCUGGACAGACGUGCAGAGCCCAUCCCGACAAAAGCGUGCAGACCUCAGCAUCCCUUGCUGCACCCACCCCAAGCGCUGACCUUGGAGGGGCCUCUAUACCCCACUAACCACCCAUUUUUCUGGAACCUGCUACCAUUGAGGGUUGUCAUGCCUCACCCUGGGGCUCCCACUCCCCCAGAGUAUCAGCCCAAUGGGCUCUUGGGGGCCCAGGACCUCCCCCCACCCCCCCAUCCCCCGCAGGAAGACAUGACUCAAGUCAGGGUCAUCUGAGUGCCUGCAAUUCCUGCCACAGCCACACAGGGGUGCCAGCGUCUGUCACUCAGCUUGCACCCAAGCAUACAGGUUCCCAGAUGGGGAAACUGAGGCUGGUGACCUGCCUGUCUCUCUGUGUCCUUGCCUCUCCCUCUACCAAGAGGCGCUGCUCUGACCCAGGCUUCUGCCCAUCACCCCAGCACUACUAACCCUAAUGUCACUUUGGGGGUGCCUCAGGCACCGGAGCCUCCCCACCACCACCAGCAGCACAGUUUCUGUGGACUGAGCAGCACCUCUGCCAGGUGGCCAUUUCGGAACAGUCUGCUUCCCAGACUCAGGAAGCCCGCUCCCCGGGGGGCCUGUCCCCCAUCCUGCCUGCACCCCUGGCAGCCGCAGACCCUGCCCCUGUGCAAACAGGAAGGUGGCACUGAGGACAGCACUGGACUCUCACUCAUGAGGUCCCGAGUUCCGUUCCUGGCUUGAUAUGUGCCAGAGUUAGGGUCUGGGCCUCUCCCCCUGGUAGUAAAUAAAUAUUUUUUAAAAUUAAAAGAAAAA